Molecule: messenger RNA, 3801 nt
Organism: Gavialis gangeticus (Gharial)
Lineage: Eukaryota; Metazoa; Chordata; Crocodylia; Gavialidae
Gene: CDK18
Product: cyclin dependent kinase 18
Exons: 16
Coding region: 173-1585 (470 amino acids)
Biological process (GO): protein phosphorylation
Cellular component (GO): cytoplasm; nucleus
Molecular function (GO): ATP binding; protein kinase activity
Source: RefSeq, a predicted model, not a curated record
GCGAGCGCGGGGGCCAGAGCAGAGCCAGAGACCCCGGGGAGCGAAGGUGGCCUCAGUGGGGAGAGAAGGAACAAAAAGGAACGAAGAAAGAAAGAAAGAAAGAAGAGUGCGUGAGCGAAAGCGUCUCCUUCCCCGGCCGCGGCCCUGCCAUCCCCCUGCAGCGCCGGAGAAAAUGAACAAGAUGAAAAACUUCAAGAGGAGGUUUUCCCUCUCGGUUCCCCGGACAGAGACCAUCGAGGAGUCGCUGACCGAGUUCACGGAGCAGUUCAACCAGCUCAACAACAGGAAGAAUGAAGACAUAGCUCACAGGCGCCUGCAGCUGGGCAGGGACUUCCAGGCGGACCCGACCUCCAUUUCCCUGUCAGAGGUGGAGGGCCAGUCCCCGACAACUGUACGCUACCGGAACAACAACCAGCGCCGCUUCUCCAUGGAGGACGUCAGCAAGCGGCUCUCCCUCCCCGUGGACAUCCGCCUGCCCCCGGAGUUCAUGCAGAAGCUGCAGAUGCACAGCCCCGAGUUCCCCAAGCCCCUCAGCAGGAUGUCUCGGCGGGCAUCCCUGUCAGAUAUCGGAUUCGGGAAGCUGGAAACCUACGUUAAAUUGGACAAGCUGGGCGAGGGCACCUAUGCCACUGUCUUUAAGGGGCGCAGCAAGCUGACAGAGAACCUGGUGGCUCUGAAAGAGAUCCGUCUGGAGCAUGAAGAAGGGGCCCCCUGCACAGCUAUAAGGGAGGUCUCCCUCCUGAAGAACCUGAAGCACGCAAACAUCGUGACCCUGCAUGAUAUCAUUCACACAGAGCGAUCCCUCACCCUUGUCUUCGAGUACCUGGACAGUGACCUCAAGCAGUACCUGGACAACUGUGGGAACCUGAUGAGCACGCACAACGUGAAGAUCUUCAUGUUCCAGCUGCUGCGGGGUCUGUCGUACUGCCACCGGAGGAAGAUCCUGCAUCGCGACCUCAAACCGCAGAACUUGCUCAUCAACGAGAGGGGGGAGCUGAAGCUGGCAGACUUCGGUCUCGCCAGAGCCAAGUCGGUCCCUACCAAGACGUAUUCCAAUGAGGUGGUCACGCUGUGGUAUCGGCCUCCAGACGUCCUGCUGGGCUCGACCGAGUACUCCACGCCCAUCGAUAUGUGGGGCGUGGGCUGCAUCCACUAUGAAAUGGUCACAGGACGGCCCAUGUUCCCUGGGUCCACCGUGAAAGAAGAGCUGCAUUUAAUCUUCCGGCUGCUGGGGACCCCUACAGAAGACUCCUGGCCUGGAAUCACAUCCAACGAGGAGUUCAAGGCUUACAGUUUCACCCAGUACCGUGCCCAGCCACUGAUCAACCAUGCCCCGAGGCUGGACACAGACGGGAUCGAUCUGCUGACGAACCUUCUCUUGUAUGAAGCCAAGAGCCGGAUCUCGGCUGAAGCAGCCUUACGACACCCUUACUUCAAGAGCCUGGGGGAACGUGUGCACCUCUUGCCUGACAAUGCCUCCAUCUUCACUCUGAAGGAAAUACAGCUUCAAAAGGACCCAGGCUACCGAGGCUCAGUCUUUCAGCAGUCAGGUCGAGGGAAGAACAGGAGGCAGAGUAUAUUUUAAACCUGUCUCCUUCCCUUCGUCACCGUGGAGAUCAAAGCACUGAGAAAGGAGAGGACCACAUGCUCCCACCAGACUCAUCCACAGAGCGUUUCAAUCUAGCAGGAAGAGACUGGAGGGCACUCUUCUGCCACAGGCUGCCCUCCAGCUGGCCUCACAAUCCCACCGCUGCCACCAGUCAGCCCACCGGUGUCUCUUGUCAAAGGAGCUGUAGCGCCUGCUCCUCUCCCCCUCGCUUUUCACACGGUGCCACCACAGCUGGGGCCCCGCCUGCCGUACCAGGGUAAGGUGCUUUACUGAGUGACUGGCUGCCCUGGGCAUAGCCCCAUGUGCCCCCCACGUGCACCUGCUGGCGUGGUAAGUGGGCACGCAUGGAGGCUCUGCCGGCGGGAGACAGGGUCUCCAACAGCUGGCAGGAUGGUGGCAUGGAGCGAUCAGGGAGUGGCAGAUGUACCUGCAAACACACGGUGUGCCUGCAUCAGGCAUCCUCCUGCUCCCGCCACUGGUGAAGUUGGACCUGGGCCGACAGACUGUGGUGAAGGAUGGGUGCAAAGUUUCCAGCCGGGGGGUACCUCACGAUGAGCCCCGUGCAGGGCUUUCUGGCACUGCCCACGUAGUAGGGACAGAAUCAUUUGACGCGGGGGAGCUCUCCCUUAGCCUCCCCCACAGGUGCCUGAACAGGGGAUCCCUCUUCCCCACUUCCGCACUGGAGCCCAAGCGCUGUCUCGUCUGAACAGCUGCCCUGAGGGCCAGGAGGAUGGAGGGAGUGAAGGGAAAAUGCCAAUUAGCUGGAUUCCUCUGAUCCUAUCACUUUUCCCAGCAACCUUCUUCCCUGCCCACACUGUAUUUUUUAAUCUCUGACAGCUGGCUGCUAUGUACAGACUUCCCCAGUGCAAUGAUGUAGCAGGACUGGGAAUCGGGGCACAGAGAUGGGGAUCAGCUCUGUGCAAAAACAGCACAGCAUUCCCCAGGAUGUUCAUCCAGCCCUCUCCAGAACAAACACAAUCACUCAGAGCCUGCCGUGCUCCUAAUCCACCUUUGGAGACACAGGCACAGUCUCCCCAAGUGGCUUGGGAGCUUCUGUGAACUCUCCAGCCACUCAAGCCCAUCUUCGAGCUUAUUGCAAAGCGUGGAAGAGCCGGAGUAAGUCUGCCUCCCGGUGCAGGUGUGCUGUGCUGGUGACAGGUGUAGGAGGAGGCUAGUCCCACCACUGUGAGGCUGCAGCAUAGAAACGGACUGAAAGGUGACGUCCCUGUCAUGCAGGGAGCGUUCCCAAGUGCAUUGCGCUCACCUUUCACUCUGUGCUUGAUUGCUGUUGGCUCAUUGCCGGCUUGCACUGCCCACAAUUUCUACGCAUGUGCCGAUGCCAGUGGGAUUGAAGCACUUACCUAAAUCUGAGCAUGUACGUAUGUGCGUGGUUGGAUUAGAAACGUUAUGUGUGCAUGUUCUCCAUUUAUGCCAGGGUCCUGCCACGUACUGCUCAGAUAAAGUCAUAUCCUGUCCAAACAGCUCAAACCAAACCGGAAACCGUUUUGGUUGAAAAAGUUGCAAGAAGUUUCCAUUUUUAAUAGACUGUUCCUCCCCUCUCUGCCUCUUGCUUUCUGCGCUCUGUGCUCCCCCUGCCCAGCUGGCACUAACAAAAAUCAUGGGUUGGUCACCUGAUUGUGGGACUGGCAGGCAGGAAAUCCUCCAUUCCUAUCCAAACGGCUCCCCUCACAUGCUGCUAGCCUUGGGCAGAUGAUGUCACCUCUCUGUGCCUCAGUUUCCCCAUCUGUCACGUGGGGCUGAUGAUCUUUAGCUGUCUUACUGGGAGACAUAAUGCUCCGUGGCCCUCAGAAAAUGCAAAGAUAAGGUGGAGACGGGCUGGUACCUGAACUUCCCCAGUACUUGAGACGGUUAAUCGCGCGUUCCAGCUCAGGUCAGAUGGGAAGCGCUAGGUCACACACAGGCCACAGCAGCUUGGAUUUCAGUUGGGCUCAUCCUGGAUAAGCAUCCAUGCUUCAGCAUUACUUGAGGUUUGCUUAGUUUCUUUCUCCGUACACCUGGGCCAAGAAAAUGUGCUUUUCUCUUUCAUUCUUUAGGGAAGAGCAUGGCUAACCCUGUCUGCAGGGCAUGUCUGCAGCACAUGCGUGACACGUUUAGCCCUUGCACAUACCUGUAUAAAGUGUAUCAGUCUGCUCAGCUUCACAGGCUCUGCUCCAGCUGUACCAGGGCUCUCA